AUGUCUGACGCGGAUUUUGAGACGAUCAAAAAGCUCCAGCAGGAGCGUAAUGCUGCUGCUGCCGCUAAGAAGGGAACACGUUCCUCGACGCAGCGGACAGACUCGACCAAGCAAAAGCUGACUGACAGCGCCGACAACGAACUCUACGACAAUGAUGGUGGUGACAAGUUCUCGGGUUAUCAUACGAGCCUCCCUAUGGGCAACGAUGAUGAUGAGAUGGACGGCGUGGAUAACACGCGACGCCUCGUUGGCCAGUACACAGCGUCUACUGAAAUCAUCAACGAAUUUGCACGAGGUGACGGCGUUGAAGAGGACGAUAUCCUGGCCGGCAAAGGCGAAAAGAGCGGUCGUAUUACUGACCGUGAAACCGAUUACCAAAAGCGCCGCUUCAACCGUGUUCUGACCCCGACCCGCGCCGAUCCAUUUGCCGAGAACCGACAGGCUGGCGCAGCCGAGAAUGGUGCCAAUUACCGCGAGAUCAUGGAAGCGCGCGAGCUUGAACGCGAAGAAGAGCGAGUGCGACAGGCGAUCCAAUCCAAGCAGGAAUCUGGCGACACCCACGAGGAUGCGCGCCCCUCUUUGACCGAAGGUGACAAGGAGAACGCAGAGGCUGGGCCCACGGAGGCUGUAGCUGCUGGUCGCAAGCGCAAGCAGAGGUGGGAUAUUGGCGCAGAUGACCAAGCUCCCUCUGAAGAGACGGCCAAGCCCAAGCGCUCUCGCUGGGACCAGGCACCUGCUGUCGGCGGGGCUCUCGAAGGCGAUGCUCCCAAGAAGCGCUCUCGUUGGGACCAGGCUCCGUCUGCCACACCGAUGGCCAAUGGAGGUCUCGCUACACCCGCUCCUCAGUCCCAGUCUGCCAUGCUACCUGCAAACUUCGGAAGCGACAUUCGCAACCUGCCUAUCAGCGAUGAGGAGCUAGACAUCCUGCUUCCCGGCGAAGAUGAUGGAUAUAAGAUCCUGCAGCCGCCUCCAGGCUACGAACCCACCCGCGUGGCACCUCACAAGAUGGUUGCUCCGGUCGAGCAAAGUGGCUUCAUGAUGCAAGACCCCGACCAGGUUCGUCUGGGAGGUAAGCCGAUGCCUGCCGAGAUUCCCGGCGUCGGAGAUCUGCAGUUCUUUAAGGCUGAAGAUAUGGCCUACUUUGGCAAGCUGACUGAUGGUUCCGACGAGAAUUCGCUGUCAGUUGAGCAACUCAAAGAGAGAAAGAUUAUGCGCCUGCUGCUGAAGAUCAAGAACGGCACACCGCCCAUGCGAAAGACCGCCCUUCGACAAAUAACAGACAAUGCGAGAAACUUUGGUCCUGGUCCUCUCUUUGACCAGAUCCUUCCCCUACUCAUGGAAAAGACUCUUGAAGAUCAGGAGCGUCAUUUGCUCGUCAAAGUCAUCGACCGCAUUCUCUACAAGCUUGAUGACCUCGUGCGACCGUAUGUGCACAAGAUUCUGGUUGUCAUCGAGCCUCUACUCAUCGACCAAGACUAUUAUGCCAGAGUUGAGGGUCGCGAGAUUAUCUCGAACCUUUCCAAGGCUGCCGGCCUGGCAACCAUGAUUAGCACUAUGCGACCCGAUAUUGACCACGUCGAUGAAUAUGUCCGCAACACCACUGCCAGAGCCUUUGCCGUUGUUGCUUCUGCUCUUGGCAUCCCCGCCCUCCUCCCAUUCCUCCGCGCCGUUUGUCGAAGCAAGAAGUCCUGGCAAGCGCGUCAUACUGGUGUCAAGAUUGUGCAGCAGAUUCCCAUAUUGAUGGGAUGUGCAGUUCUACCUCAUCUCAAGGGACUCGUUGACUGCAUCGGUCCCAACCUGAACGACGAGCAGACCAAGGUCCGAACAGUGACUAGUCUGGCUAUUGCUGCUCUUGCAGAGGCUUCGAACCCAUACGGUAUUGAAAGCUUCGACGAUAUUCUCAACCCUUUAUGGACGGGUGCUCGCAAGCAGAGAGGCAAGGGGUUGGCUGGCUUUCUCAAGGCUGUCGGGUUUAUUAUUCCCCUCAUGGACGAGGAAUAUGCCAACUACUAUACCAGUCAGAUCAUGGAGAUUCUUCUGAGAGAAUUUUCUUCGCCCGAUGAGGAGAUGAAGAAGGUCGUUCUCAAAGUCGUGUCUCAGUGCGCCGCCACCGAAGGCGUUACCGCCGGCUAUCUCAAGGAGCAUGUUCUUGAUGAGUUCUUCAAGAGCUUUUGGGUAAGGCGCAUGGCCCUCGACAAGCGCAACUAUCGCCAAGUUGUCGAAACAACUGUCGAUAUUGGCCAGAAGGUCGGAGUGAGCGAGAUUCUUGAGCGGAUCGUGAAUAACUUGAAGGAUGAGAGUGAAGCAUACAGGAAGAUGACCGUUGAGACUGUCGAAAAAAUUGUUGCCAGUCUGGGCGCCGCGGAUAUCGGAGAGCGACUUGAGGAGCGCUUGAUUGACGGCAUUCUGCAUGCGUUCCAGGAGCAGAGUGUUGAAGACAUUGUUAUGCUCAACGGCUUUGGCUCUGUCGUCAAUGCUCUCGGUACUCGAUGCAAGCCAUACUUGCCUCAGAUUGUCAGUACGAUUCUCUGGAGACUGAACAAUAAGUCGGCCACGGUCCGACAGCAGGCUGCUGAUCUCAUUUCACGCAUUGCCAUGGUUAUGCAACAGUGUGGUGAGGAUGCACUCAUGGGCAAACUCGGCAUUGUACUGUAUGAAUACCUCGGUGAGGAGUAUCCUGAGGUCUUGGGAUCAAUUCUUGGUGCUCUGCGUUCCAUCGUUACCGUUGUCGGUAUCACACAAAUGCAGCCCCCUAUUAAGGACUUGCUGCCUCGCCUGACCCCAAUUCUGCGAAACAGACACGAGAAGGUCCAAGAGAAUACAAUUGACCUUGUCGGACGUAUUGCGGAUCGUGGCCCUGAGAGUGUCAAUGCCCGAGAGUGGAUGCGAAUCUGCUUCGAGCUCCUGGACAUGCUCAAGGCGCACAAGAAGGGUAUUCGGCGAGCCGCAAACAACACCUUUGGUUUCAUUGCCAAAGCCAUUGGCCCCCAGGAUGUAUUGGCAACUCUGCUGAAUAACCUGAGGGUUCAGGAACGUCAAUCCCGUGUCAACACGGCUGUCGCCAUUGGUAUCGUCGCAGAGACCUGCGCGCCGUUUACAGUCCUGCCCGCUCUGAUGAAUGAAUAUCGAGUACCAGAGCUCAACGUGCAGAACGGUGUGCUCAAGUCUCUGUCGUUCUUGUUUGAAUAUAUCGGAGAGAUGGCCAAGGAUUACGUCUACGCCGUCACGCCACUUCUCGAAGACGCCCUGACGGAUCGUGACCAGGUGCAUCGUCAGACCGCCGCUGCCGUUGUCAAGCAUAUUGCCCUCGGCGUCAUGGGGCUUGGGUGCGAGGAUGCCAUGGUGCAUCUGCUGAACCUGCUGUACCCCAACUUGUUUGAGACCAGCCCGCACGUCAUUGACCGCAUCAUCGAGGCUAUUGAGGCCAUUCGCAUGGCUGCCGGCCCCGGUAUCGUGCUCAACUACGUCUGGGCGGGCCUGUUCCAUCCGGCUCGCAAGGUGCGCACGCCAUACUGGCGCCUGUACAAUGACGCCUAUGUCCAGGCCGCCGAUGCCAUGGUGCCAUACUAUCCAAACCUGGAAGAUGACAAGAUUGAUCGUCCUGAGCUUGCCAUCAUUCUAUAG
This is a messenger RNA of Akanthomyces muscarius, 3624 nucleotides long. RefSeq lists its product as uncharacterized. Bases 1 to 3624 code for a protein of 1207 amino acids. Gene Ontology annotation, molecular function: mRNA binding. The record is from RefSeq and is a predicted model, not a curated record. NCBI's taxonomy places the organism in Eukaryota, Fungi, Ascomycota, Sordariomycetes, Hypocreales, Cordycipitaceae. Gene Ontology annotation, biological process: spliceosomal complex assembly. The transcript has a single exon. Gene Ontology annotation, cellular component: U2-type prespliceosome; catalytic step 2 spliceosome; U2 snRNP.